This is a messenger RNA of Heteronotia binoei (common prickly gecko), 754 nucleotides long. RefSeq names its product TNF superfamily member 14 (gene TNFSF14). NCBI's taxonomy places the organism in Eukaryota, Metazoa, Chordata, Lepidosauria, Squamata, Gekkonidae. The record is from RefSeq and is a predicted model, not a curated record. The transcript has 4 exons. Gene Ontology annotation, cellular component: membrane. The coding region runs from base 1 to 705 and encodes 234 amino acids. Gene Ontology annotation, molecular function: tumor necrosis factor receptor binding. Gene Ontology annotation, biological process: immune response.
AUGGAAGCCCCGUCCAGGUACCCGUCCGUGUUUGUGGUGGACGGGCCAGCGAGGGACGUGCCUUUUGCGCCACCCUUGCCGAGAAGCCAGAAGACACGGCGGCACGGCCAGCUCUUCCUGGGGAUCCUGGUGCUGAUGGCUCUCGCCGGCUUAGCCGUACAAGCCUACUUCUUGAUCUGCUUCCGCAAGGAGCUGGACAAAGCGACGGCACAGGGAUCGGCAAAAACAUCCCCUGAACGACUUAGCCAAGAUCCUGCACCUCCUUCGGAAAAACCUGGUGCUCACCUGAUAGGCGCUUCCUUCACUGCGACUGGGAACGGCACUCUGCAGUGGGAACACAGGCACGGCUUGGCUUUCCUCCAGGAGAUGGACUACAGGGCCGGUUCCCUCGUCUGCCAGAAACCGGGACACUACUACGUCUAUUCCAAGGUCUUCUUGGAGCACACAAGCUGCCCGGCUCGGCAGCAGAAGAGCAUGCUGGUCACGCACAGCAUUUGCAAGAGGACUCCAAAGUACCCAAGGGAGAUUGUGCUUCUGACCAGCAUCAUCCCCUACUGCGGCCCGGAGGUCUGGCGGCAGAACAGCUUCCUGGGCGGAGUGGUAUCGCUCCAGGAGAAGGAGGAGAUCUACGUCAAGGUCUCAGAGAUGCGGCUGGUGAGGGUCAAGGAUGGGACGAGGUCCUAUUUCGGCACCUUCAUGAUCUGAAGGAGAUUCGGACUUUGAGCAGGCGACCGUUUCUGUGGAGCUCUGAGAA